This is a messenger RNA of Dinoponera quadriceps, 800 nucleotides long. RefSeq names its product RWD domain-containing protein 4. Bases 133 to 711 code for a protein of 192 amino acids. Gene Ontology annotation, molecular function: protein binding. Lineage: Eukaryota; Metazoa; Arthropoda; Insecta; Hymenoptera; Formicidae. The transcript has 4 exons. The record is from RefSeq and is a predicted model, not a curated record.
CGAGCCGCCACUAUCUUCAACGAAGAACUUGGGAGCGCCCGUAUUAAUUUUCUAACCUGAAAUUCACAUGUGAUCGAGAGCGAUAAUACUGGGCAGCGUAGUGCGAUUUAAAAUCUAGUCUAAGGAGAGGAGAUGAGCGAUGCCGAGCUCCAGGAAGAGGAAAGGGAAGUACUGUCCUCGAUAUACGAUGGCGAUCCGGCUUUUAAGCAGUUGACACCUACGACAUUUCAGUACAAGUACGGACAGGAUAACGAUCUGAAGUCAUUUCUCCUGGAGAUCUCAUGGAGCGCGACAUAUCCAACGGAGAAGCCGGCCAUCAAUAUGGACACAUUUUAUAAUAAACACAUUGUGCAAGAGGUAAAGGACAAGGUGGUGAGUCUCGUAGAGGCAGAGGCUGAGCAGUGGUUAGGUAGCGCCAUGACGUAUACCUUAUUUCAGUCUGUCCAAGAACAUUACGCAGACUUAAUAUCCGUUCAGCCAGACUCAGUCACCGAUAUUAACUCCUAUACCGGUAAACUCAAGAUCGCCGAUGAGAGUCAGCAGGUUGAAGAAACGGCGAAGAAGCCGAAGAAGGAACAAUUGAGCAAGGCACAGAAACGUAGGCAGUGGAACAAGGCGGACGGUAAGGGUGAGAGACCGCGUGGAUGGAACUGGGUGGAUAUAGUGAAACAUUUGUCACAGACCGGCCCUAAACCGGAGCAAGAGUCUUAGUUCGAGUCUCACCUAUAUAUCAUUUUUUGUACAGUAUACAAAGCAUGCUAUAUUUUUAUAAAUGUUGGAAAUAAAAUCACUUCUCCGUA